Messenger RNA from Penaeus monodon (black tiger shrimp), 513 nucleotides. RefSeq names its product circumsporozoite protein-like. The transcript has a single exon. The coding region runs from base 8 to 364 and encodes 118 amino acids. NCBI's taxonomy places the organism in Eukaryota, Metazoa, Arthropoda, Malacostraca, Decapoda, Penaeidae. The record is from RefSeq and is a predicted model, not a curated record.
GCGAGGCAUGCAAUCAAUCAAUGCAUCUCGGAGCAACCAGGACCCCACGAAGGACCCCGUCCGGAACCCCAGCCUUGACCCCAUCCGGAACCCCAGCCUUGACCCCAUCCGGAACCCCAGCCUUGACCCCAUCCGGAACCCCAGCCUUGACCCCGUCCGGAACCCCAGCCUUGACCCCAUCCGGAACCCCAGCCUUGACCCCAUCCGGAACCCCAGCCUUGACCCCAUCCGGAACCCCAGCCUUGACCCCAUCCGGAACCCCAGCCUUGACCCCGUCCGGAACCCCAGCCUUGACCCCAUCCGGAACCCCAGCCUUGACCCCAUCCGGAACCCCAGCCUUGACCCCAUCCGGAACCCCAAGUAGGACUCUUCUCGGGACCCCAGACAGCACCCGUACCCAGGACCCAGGCAGGACCCAGGCAGGACCCAGGCAGGACCCAGGCAGGACCCCAGGCAGGACCCCAGGCAGGACCCAGGCAGGACCGUGAUCAAGGUGAGGUGGCAUACGUUUCC